Messenger RNA from Diaporthe citri, 1668 nucleotides. RefSeq lists its product as uncharacterized. Bases 1 to 1668 code for a protein of 555 amino acids. The record is from RefSeq and is a predicted model, not a curated record. The transcript has 3 exons. Gene Ontology annotation, biological process: carbohydrate transport; transmembrane transport. Gene Ontology annotation, cellular component: membrane. Gene Ontology annotation, molecular function: carbohydrate:proton symporter activity. NCBI's taxonomy places the organism in Eukaryota, Fungi, Ascomycota, Sordariomycetes, Diaporthales, Diaporthaceae.
AUGGUCGCCCAAGUGGUGAGACGGAUGUCCCACACGGGACACAAGGACAACGAGCAUGGCGUGCCCACCUACUGGGGCAAGUCCGGGAGCACCCUGCAGAAAUACAUCACGGCUCUGGCGACAACCGACUUCUUGUUGUUUGGUUUCGACCAAGGUGUGAUGGCCGGUAUCAUCGACUCGGACCCCUUCGUUCACGAUUUCCCCCAGGUCGACGGUGACAGCAACUGGCAAGGCUUCGUCACUGCCAUCUACGCCGUUGGCUGCUUCUUUGGUGCUUUCUUCAUCCUGAUGUUUGGCGACAAGCUCGGUCGCCGCAAGUGCAUCUUCCUCGGCGCAUCCGUCAUGAUCAUCGGUGUCAUCAUCCAGAUUGCCUCUGUCCCUCCAAACCACGGCGCGACGGCCCAGUUCAUAGUAGGGCGGUUCAUAACCGGAAUAGGCAACGGCAUCAACACCUCAACCGUACCGACAUACCAGGCCGAGUGCUGCCCCCCGCACAACCGUGGAAAGCUCAUCUGCAUCGAGGGUGGCAACGUCGCCGUCGGCUCCAUGAUUGCGUACUGGAUCGACUACGGCAGCACGUACGGCCCUCACGCCUUUGUGUGGCGCUUCCCCAUCGCCUUCCAGUGCGUCUUCGCCGUCGUCAUUCUCGUCAUGAUGCUCCGCCUGCCCGAAUCCCCCCGCUGGCUGCUCUCCCACGGACGGACGGACGAGGCCAUCACCGUGCUGGCGGCCCUGGCCAACGAGCCCCGCCACCACGACGAGGUCCAGGAGCAGAUGACCUUCAUCACCGAGGCCAUCAGGGCUACCGGCCAGCUGGGUGGCGUCACCCCCAUCAAGGAGGUCUUCACCAACGGCAAGACGCAGCACUUCCGCCGCAUGCUCCUCGGUGCCGGCAGUCAGUUCAUGCAGCAGCUGUCUGGUUGCAACGCCGUCAUCUACUACUUCCCUAUCCUGUUCAAGGACUCGCUCGACACCACCCACAACCUGGCCCUGCUCCUCGGCGGUGUCAACAUGAUUGUGUACGCCAUCUUCGCCAUGACCUCGUUCCUGGUCGUCGAGCGCGUGGGCCGCCGCAAGCUAUUCUUCAUCGGCACCGUCGGCCAGAUGCUUUCCAUGGUUCUUGUCUUUGCCUGCCUCAUCCCUGGCACUCCGGAUGCCGCCAUCGGUGCCGGUGUUGGUCUCUUCAUCUACAUCGCCUUCUUCGGUGCCACCUGGCUGCCUCUCCCCUGGCUGUACCCGGCUGAGAUCAACCCUCUCAAGACCCGUGCCCGCGCCAACGCCCUCUCGACCACCCAGAACUGGCUGUGGAACUUCUUCAUCGUCAUGAUCACCCCCGUGCUCAUCUCCAAGAUUGGCUGGGGCACCUACCUGUUCUUCGCCGUCCUCAACAUGCUCUUCCUCCCCAUCCUGUACUUCUUCUACCCGGAGACGUCCGGCCGCUCCCUCGAGGAGAUCGACCUCAUCUUCGCCAAGGGCUUCGACGAGCAGAUCGGCUACGUGCAGGCCGCCGAGCAGCUGCCCCACCUCACCCUGGCCGAGACGGCCGAGAUGGCCCGCGGCUACGGCUUCAACUCGUCCGACGACGAGGGCGCCAGCGGCGGCAAGGCGCGCCACUCCGAGAAGGAGGGCGACAUCCCCGAGACCCAGAACAACGGCGUGAUGGCAUAA